Molecule: messenger RNA, 2328 nt
Organism: Owenia fusiformis
Lineage: Eukaryota; Metazoa; Annelida; Polychaeta; Sabellida; Oweniidae
Source: the annotation of a GenBank genome assembly
CGAAAAUUUAGGAAGUUGUAAAAACUUUCAAAAUGAUAUUUUCUGAGAUUUUCGGCUUCAUUGCGGCCAAUCCAGCAUUUGUUGCUGCUGUAACAGUUCUGGUAAUUUUCGUGAGUGUCUUGUCCAUAUUUCUGGGUGGUUCUAAGCCAGGAUCAAAUCCAUUUUAUUCCAAAUAUUUGAGAAAGUCAGAGCCAUUGGUUACAGACUUGAAAGCAAGGGACAAGGUUCUCAAACAAGGAUUUGUUACAAAAAAGCUGACUGAGGCCUAUGAUGCUAUAGUAAUAGGUAGUGGUAUAGGAGGUCUCACCACAGCGUCAUUACUCUCCAGUGCAGGCAAGAAAGUUCUUGUCUUAGAACAACAUGACCAAGCUGGAGGCUGCUGCCACACCUUCAUUGAUAAGGGCUUUGAGUUUGAUGUUGGUAUCCAUUAUAUUGGAGAGAUGCGGUCCGAAACUCUUACUAAGACCUUAAUUACACAUAUGACUGAUGGCCAGCUACAAUGGGUCGACCUGGAAGACUGCUAUGAUAUUGUGGCAUUAGGAGAUGCUGCUAAAGCCAGGAAAUACCCCAUCAUGUCUGGAAGAGAGAACUUCAAGAAAGCUCUGAUUGAACACUUUCCAAAUGAACAGAAGGCCAUUGAGGCAUAUGUCCAAAAGUUAAGGAGUAUGCGAGGUGCAACCUAUGGUGCCAUAGGAACUAAAGUUCUCCCUAAAUGGAUCGUGAAGUUACUGAUUGCCACAGGCCUUGUCAACAUGAUGACAACAUGGUUCACAGAAUCUAAAAUAAGUCUCCAAGACUACCUGGACUCUCUGACUACUAAUGAUGAGUUGAAGGCUGUCCUGGCCUACCCAUUUGGAGACUAUGGAACAAUCCCAAAGGAGACCACAUUCGCAAUGCACGCAAUGUUGAUUAACCACUUCCUGUACGGAGUAUCUUACCCUAAGGGAGGCGCCAGUGAGAUUGCAUUCCAUAUGAUUCCUACAAUAGAGCGUAAUGGAGGCAAGGUCCUUGUGAGAGCCCCUGUCUCAAAGAUUCUCACAGAUUCUGAAGGAAAGGCUACAGGUGUUCGAGUACAUAGGAGUAGUGGAGACGUAGAUAUCCCUGCACCAAUUAUCAUAUCUGGUGUUGGGGUGAUCAACACAUUACACAAACUACUGCCCAGGGAGGUGGCCACCAAUUCAAGCCUGUACAAGUAUGUAGGUCAGGGUAACAGACUACAGAGUGGGAUGGGAUGUAUGUCACUCUUUGUUGGUUUGAAUGGUACUAAAGAUGAACUUGAUCUCAAGGCACAGAACACAUGGGCCUACUGCGACGUUGAUGUGAAUAAGGCUUGUGAAGAGUUCUUCAAAUGCAGUGCCCAGGAUGCUGUCAACUCUGAAAUACCACUGCUCUUCAUAUCUUUCCCAUCCACCAAGGACCCCACAUGGGAUGAGAGGUACCCAGGUAAAUCCACAUGUGUUGUUAUAACUCUUGCACGCUGGGAGUGGUUUGAGGAAUGGAAGGAUACGAAGAUAAACCAUCGUGGUGAAGACUAUGACUCUGUAAAGGGAGCUAUUGCCAGACGUAUGUGGGAGCAGACAUGUGCACUAUACCCCCAGGUUGCUGAUAAGGUUGAGUACUUUGACUGUGGGAGUCCACUAAGCAACAAUUACUACCUGGGGUCCACCAGGGGUGAAAUCUAUGGCCUGGACCACAACAGAUCCCGCUUCCAGCCUGAUGUCUACAUGCAUCUGAGGCCUGAGACUGAGAUUCCUGGACUAUACCUAACAGGUCAGGAUAUAUUCAGUUGUGGGUUUGCUGGAGGGAUGUAUGGUGGACUUCUCUGUGCAUCCAAGGUCCUCAACAGGAACCUUAUGGAUGACCUGCUGAAGUACAAGAAGCAACUUGCCAAGUAGAUACCAUGACACUUGGGUCUCGGCUAUUACUAAAUGUUUGACACAUUUGUAUAUAGCAAGGUAUGUGGAAUGUGGACCUUCUGUGCCAUUUGCCAACUUAAUGGGCUUACACUGAAUGACAUAUAACUAUAAAUUCUUGGUCAUCAAAUGGAUUAUAGGCAUCAAUGCAACAGUAUUUCAUAUGAAUAGUGAAAUGGAAAAAAUAAUGUGUUAACAUACACAUUGACUGGAAAUUAAUGAGAAAAAGUAUGAGGAGGACUGAGAAUUGACAGAACUCAUUCAACAGAAAAUUUGAUUGCGAUACAUGCACUCUUCAUUUGUAAGUACACGAUGGACUUUAAUUUUUAUAUUAAUAUGUUAGUGCGUGGAAUGGACUCUUGUCAUCCUACAAUGCUUGAAGACUUAUAUAUUCAGAUAUUAUAUUAUAUUCUUU